CCCUCCCUCCGCCGCUCCCGGUCCCGCCCCGCUGCGAUGGCGGCGGUGCCGCUGUUCUCGGGGGCCAAUCUCGGCGGUUCCUUCUGGCAGCGGUUCGUGCUCUGGGCGGAUGCUCUGGACCCGCUGCUGCUCUUGGCUCCCGCCGAUGAAAUAAGAAGAACCAGAUUAUUAUUGCAGAACAGUGGAAAGACCCUAAGUGAGCCCAUACAGGAUGAUCAGAUGAGAAAAGCCUUCCUGCUAAGCCUGUCCAGUGUACAUCCUGACACAGACAAGAUAAUUCCUGUUUUGUUCAGACCUCCAGCCUUCCUGCCCAUCUGUCUUCCAUUGGUUAUUGUUUCAUCUCUUAAACUCCGGGCAAAGGCAACUUUCUUUUCUCAGUUUGUGUUUCACUCCUACACCACCGGAUUCAACCUGAUAAAUGGAAACGGUACCACAAAGGCUGAAGAGUAUUCCAUUCAAGAAAAGCAGAUCUUCUACAGCUUGGGAGCCAUUUCUUACGCAGCAUGUGUCGGUGCUCUUCCUCUUGUCUUCAUGAACCGAUACACGUUGAAGGGUCCAUUAACUGAACUGGUCGUCAGAAAACUGCUGCCUGCUCCUCUUCUUGGUCUGACGAGUGCAUUUACUGUGGCGGUGGUGAGAAGCCCUGAAUUUGAGCAUGGAAUUGAAGUGAUGGACAGGAACGGCAAGGUUGUAGGAGUGUCCCGGAAGGCCGGUGAGAAGGCCGUUAAAGAAACAGCCUUGUCAAGAGGAGUCUUGUUUGGGACAACGUUCUUCCUGCCGAAUGUGCUUACACAUUUUGCGCAAAGAGCAAAACUUGCAAAAACACCGCACACUUUGGCUGUCAUGAGGAUGCUUUUCAUUAUGUCUGUGCUGGCAGGAAUGCUACCGGCCUCACUUAGUAUGUUCCCGCAGCGGGGAGAGAUAAAACGAGAGGACCUUGAGCCAGAAAUUCUCUCUUCUACAGAAGAAACAGUGUUAUUUUACAACAGAGGAAUUUAGAGAUCGGCUUUAAUAUAUGAACGUGUGCUGUGAUCCAAGUGAACUCUGAAGGCAUCAACAAAUUCAGUUGGUGUUUGUGGUUGGGAUCAUGAAUUUACAGUGGUGGCCGUACCAGACGAGGUGCAGUCUCUGGCGGGGCAGCUUCCGGGCACAGACCUCCACGUAACUUAAUGCUGUAAAUCAGAUUUGUGCCAGCAAGCGCUGUAACACAGGGUUUGUCACAAUCUGUGUUCUCUGGGCUUCCUCCUGU
Messenger RNA from Cuculus canorus (common cuckoo), 1249 nucleotides. It is a transcript of the gene SFXN4, whose product is annotated as sideroflexin 4. The record is from RefSeq and is a predicted model, not a curated record. Gene Ontology annotation, cellular component: mitochondrial inner membrane. The transcript has 13 exons. The coding region runs from base 37 to 999 and encodes 320 amino acids. Gene Ontology annotation, biological process: mitochondrial transmembrane transport; monoatomic ion transport. NCBI's taxonomy places the organism in Eukaryota, Metazoa, Chordata, Aves, Cuculiformes, Cuculidae. Gene Ontology annotation, molecular function: monoatomic ion transmembrane transporter activity.